CUGAUAGUUAUGAUAUCCACGUCAACAUGACUAAGAUCCACGAGUUGUGGCACCGUGGCGCGUCAACCACAAGAUAAGCCAAGUCCAUAGAAGCGCAUCGUAUCGACCUUGGAAGAAUAAGAACGCCGCCAACCAUGUCCGCGCUGGCUUGUUGCAUCCCCCGCAUGCGCACCUCGCAGUCUUUCCGCAACUGCCACUCCUACAGAUUGUUUCGGACAUUAUCGUUAUCCAGAUCCCCGCGCUCACUCGGGUUGUCUUUGCCAACAUCUUCUACACGCCUUACUUCUACAAGCAUCAGUAACACCACCCCUCAAUCCAUAAAUAUCUCCUCUCUGCAUAUCCACCAAACUCGGACCAUGUCCUCAGCCGCCAUCCCCGACCGCUACAAGCUGGUCUACUUCGUCCCACAUUCCCAUCACGAGGCCUGCAAAGAAGCCAUCUUCGCGACCGGUGCUGGAACCUUCCCUGGAGGCAAGUAUAAAAGGGUCUGUUUCCAAGUGCCAGGACUGGGUCAAUUUCUGCCGUCGGAGGGUGCGAACCCCGCCAUUGGCGAGGUCGGAAAGGUCGAGACGGUCGAGGAGAUGAAGGUGGAAGUGAUGUGUCUGGGGCGGGAAAUUAUGCUGCAGGCCGUGGAGGCUUUGGUCAAGGCCCAUCCGUAUGAAGAGGUCGUGUAUGAGGUGUAUAAGAUGGAGAAUGUGUAAUGGAACUCAUGGAGGAUGAGCUGGGUUAUGAAGCUAGAUUAUGUGUCACGAUGGCGUUUUGGAGGGGUUGAGUCGGAGAGGUGCCUGUUGUUAGUCUCGAAUACUCCAUAAUCCCAAAUUAAUCCAUCGAAAUGAUCGUCUCGAUGAAUCGAAGCGCAUGGUGAGGUCGGUGUUGU
Aspergillus sclerotioniger CBS 115572 is the source of this 877-nucleotide messenger RNA. RefSeq lists its product as uncharacterized. The record is from RefSeq and is a predicted model, not a curated record. The transcript has a single exon. NCBI's taxonomy places the organism in Eukaryota, Fungi, Ascomycota, Eurotiomycetes, Eurotiales, Aspergillaceae. The coding region runs from base 135 to 701 and encodes 188 amino acids.